CAGUUAAUAGGAAUAGGGAAUAGCUAAUAACUAUAGUAAUAGCAAGAGCUACAGGAACUAUGUCUUAUUUAGUAGACUCCAUCAUCCCUGGCACAGCUGCCUGUUCGUUCGCGCGUGUGUGAAUGUGUUGGGGAAACACAAUAUGCAUGUAUACUUAUAUUAUUGUUUUAUCCGUUUCAGUCAUACAUGAGGUGACAAGUUACAUGUUAAUCUUCCCUAGCAACGAUUACAGCAGAAUAUCAGUGUCCUACAACGUGUCUGACGUAAUUAACGGGUUCAAAAGGAGGGCUUCGUCGCUCUGGAUAAUGAACAUAACAUUAAGCAUUGUCGUAAUAAGCACAAUAACACAUUUCUCAGAACAAAUGAAUGCAAUCUCACUGAGGGUUUAACGCACCGAUACGUCCCUGGACCACCUUGUAAUUCAUAUUUUUCGUUUAAUUUCUGCUUUUCGUCAGACAGAUGCCAUCAUACCAUCCUCACCUCUUUCUGACAACUUGUUUCCAAUCGCGAUGACUGAGAUUAAUAAAGCUAAACUGGAUAUUGAAUAAACAAUGCUGCGUAUUUCACAAUGCUUCCAAACUGAGGCCAAGGUACUGAAAUAGCAAAUAGACUCCAAGACCAGAAUGUAAAUAUCUGUGGUAUACUUGGAUGCCAGAUACCAGCCUUGUCAGCCACGUCACUUCGUGUAAGAUUUUUGUUCUUCCUUCUCAACUCUCCAGAUAUCACAGCGCAGGUUUAGGGACCGUUUUGGAUCUUCUGAAGGCACUGCACUAAGGCUGACCUACCCAGCAUCAUGGUCAAGCGGGUGGCUGUCAUCGGGGGAGGUGCGGCGGGCCUGGUGGCCACGAAGACGUGUCUGGAGGAGGGUCUGGAACCCACGUGCUUUGAUCGGCGGGACUCGCUGGGUGGACUGUGGGUGUUUGACGAGAAGGUGCAGGACAACCUGUCCAACUGUAUGUGGACGACCACGAUGAACACCAGCAAGGAGAUUAUAGCUUUCAGCGAUUUCCCAAUGCCUAAGAAAUUUCCCAAUUUCAUUCGCAGCAGCCAUGCCGAGGAAUACCUCCAGAGCUACGCGCUGAACUUUAACCUCGACAAGUUCACACGCUUGAGUACAGAGGUCGUGAUGAUCAAGAGAGCGGAGGAUUUUUUUACCUCCGGAAGGUGGACAGUGACAAGUAAGAAUUUGAAAAACGGAGAAACAAUGACCGAGGUGUUUGACGGUGUGAUGGUGUGCUCCGGCCAUCAUCUUGAAAAGCACAUCCCGAAACUACCAGGACUCGAUGAGUUCAAAGGUCAGAUUAUGCACUCCCACGACUAUCGCAAGCCGCUGACUUUAACAGGUAAACGGGUGCUCGUCGUGGGCCUCGGCAAUUCCGGAGGUGAUAUCGCUUCAGAAGUUGGACUUUCAACGGAGGUGAUGCUGAGCACGCGCCGCGGUGCCUGGGUCAUGGAGCGGAGAGGAAGCCGCGGUCUGCCUUGGGACAUUGAGAUGCUGACUCGCUUUGGUAGUCUUGUGGACAAGCUUCUUCCCUUGUCCUUAUCUCAGAAGCUUUUAGCCGCCAGUUUUAUGGCCAAACUUGACCACGACCUGUAUAGUCUCACAACUACAUCAAUGCCAAAAGGAGUAUCUGGCUUCCUCAGUGAUGACCUGGCCAACCGUAUCCUGUGUGGAAGAGUACACAUCAGAGAUGACAUCAAGCGCUUCGCGGAGUCCAGCGUGGAGUUCGUUGACGGGACUGUAGAGGAUGUUGACGUUGUCAUCCUGGCGACUGGCUACCACAUCCGCUUCCCCUUCAUAGAGAAAGAGGGGGUGGACAUCAAGGACAACCUUAUGCCUCUCUACAAAAGAGUUUUUCUUCCGGACCUGGAACACCAAACUCUAUCCUUCAUCGGGUUUUUCAAUGUCAGUGGAUCACUUUGGCAAAUCUUUGAGCUGCAGAGCAGGAUGGCUGUCUACACGCUGACUGGUGCAAUUAAAUUACCAAGUCGGAGAAAGAUGAAAGAAGAUAUCCGAGAAAUGGAGAAAAAACGAACCCAGAUUUGUCCAGACUCUCUGAGACAUUCGGUGGCAGUGGCUUGGUUUCCUUUCAUGGAGGAACUUGCUGAGGUGAUUGGCUGCAAGCCAAAUGUUUGGCGACUUCUGCUGACCGACCCCAAACUGGGACUCAAAGUCCUUUUUGGACCAGUCGUCGGCGCCCAUUAUCGCCUGCACGGACCUGGACAGUGGUCAGGAGCCCGCCAUUCUAUUCUAACCGUCAUGGACAGAGUGUACUACCCGUUUAACACCCGGAAAGUGCCGUCGGGACUGCCCCAAAGCAUCGAACUUUUGCGUCGUUUGUUGUACCCAUCGACAUUACAGAUCCUGGCUAUGUACCUUUUCAUCCUGAUGCUUCUUGUGUUAGUUUUUGUAGUGUAAGACUCACUUCAUAAUAUGACAGACUGGAAGUUGACAGACAGACAUUCAUUUUCUUGCGAUUUGUUUAUAUCCAAAAGUAUUGCUUGAUCCAUAACCAGGAAAUUUGGUUUUCUUAUAAUUUCAAUUUAUUGUUGAUGACUGUAUAGUCCUUGUAACAAGCAGUCUUUUCAUUUAUCUGGCUUCCAUAACAAAUUAUUUAUUACAAUUUAAGGUCUCUCUCUAACACACACAAACUUUAGAGAGAUUGAUUUUUUUUACAUCACAUCAAUUAUUGCUGAUGAAUGAAUAUUAUGAAUUAUUAUUUCAUAAAUA
This is a messenger RNA of Pomacea canaliculata, 2731 nucleotides long. Its product is annotated as dimethylaniline monooxygenase [N-oxide-forming] 5-like. NCBI's taxonomy places the organism in Eukaryota, Metazoa, Mollusca, Gastropoda, Architaenioglossa, Ampullariidae. The record is from RefSeq and is a predicted model, not a curated record. Bases 794 to 2419 code for a protein of 541 amino acids. Gene Ontology annotation, molecular function: NADP binding; N,N-dimethylaniline monooxygenase activity; flavin adenine dinucleotide binding. The transcript is spliced from 8 exons.